This is a messenger RNA of Condylostylus longicornis, 744 nucleotides long. RefSeq lists its product as uncharacterized. The record is from RefSeq and is a predicted model, not a curated record. The annotation marks the transcript as partial. The transcript has 4 exons. Lineage: Eukaryota; Metazoa; Arthropoda; Insecta; Diptera; Dolichopodidae.
AUGAUGUUUAAUCUUCAAUCAAGGUUGCUAAAAUUAAUAUAGAACGUCUUGCGAACAGCCGUUGUUUCAAGUUAUAUGGCAUUGCCACAUCAUACACAAAAACAAGGAUUAGAUGCAAAAUGGCAAAAUAUGCAACAACAAGGAAAUAAUAUGCAAAAUUUUUCAAAAGAAACAUCUGAUCCAAUUACAGCUGAAAAUAUUAAUAUUAAAGAUCGUAUCGAACGUUUAGGUUAUACAACUGGUUAUGGUGGUGGUUUAAAUACAUAUGGUACUGGUGUUGCUGGUUAUAAUCCACCAAAAAUUGAUUUAGCUGGUGUUGUUAUUGGUUCAAUAAUUGGAUUAGGUGCAUUUCUAUUAAUACCAAAAAUUCUAAGUAUUUUUAAUACUGGUUAUUAUGGUGGACAAGGUUAUGCAAGAAGUGAAACCGAUACAUUCGAUUCAAAUACAUUAAAUACAGCAAUGUCAAAAUUAGAUGAUGUUUUAGCUAAACAUGAUAUUGAUUCAACUGGUUGUGUACAACGUGCCGUUUGUACAUAUGUACGAUCAACUGAAACAAAUUUAUUACAAGGAACACAAGAUCAAAUUGAUCAAUUUAUACAUGCAUUAGCUAAAAAUGAUAUUAUUGAAUAUAUGUUAGAUGGUACAGCAAUUAAAGAAGCAUUAGAAAAUGGUAAACGUUUAAAUACAGUUGAUUGUGGUGAAAUUUAUAAAACUUGUAAAAUUGAUUCAAAUACGAUAGCAAAA